AUGCCGAUGGCGGAGGGACAAAAGAUCAAGAUCACCUUCGAGCCAAGUCUCCAGCUCAGCAUGCUGAAGGAGGACAUGUUCCGCGGGAUUACAAUGAAGAAAGUGCGCCGAGGACGCGUUGUGACCUAUCGAUCCGACGAAGCGAACUCGUCGUUCUCGUUGGCCAUCACCUGUCGCGCCUCGGGGCUGAUGUGGAAGAAGCGU
Molecule: messenger RNA, 204 nt
Organism: Mesorhabditis spiculigera
Lineage: Eukaryota; Metazoa; Nematoda; Chromadorea; Rhabditida; Rhabditidae
Source: the annotation of a GenBank genome assembly